AAUCCAGGUGAAUCUUAGCCCUUGCAGCUCACAAGCUUGUCGUGAGGUGCGCCGCCUUUUAACAGCCUUCCAGGAACGUUUCACCACUACCGCCAGUGAGCUGUCUGCCGCCCAUGCUCAGCUUUCUGAGCUGCAGGCUGUGCUCUCGGCAAAAUGCCGGUUAGAUGAGAGUGAUGCUCCCCAAGCUCUGUCAGGCCCUCUUGAGGCACUUGGCGAAGCUACGACCGCCUCGUCAGGGCCAUUUGUGGCCGCCUCAGAUUCCAGUGAUCACAUACCCAAUAAAGCAGUGGCUAUUAUUGGCAUCACACAUGGUCACAUCCAAUCUACUCUCAUUAGUCAGCUACGCGUCACUCUCGUGCAACUUUUCGAAGUGGUUGGGAUCAACGACUGUGAGGCUUCAACCUGUCGACGGGCGCUCAGUCUGCUAGAUCAGUUAGAAGCCUGGGUGGCCACUCGACUUGCCAGAGCGGAGGCAAAUGAAUCGCAAUUGCGCACUCGUCUCGUCCAGCUACAGACUUCUCGGGUGUUUGGGCAAACUGUGAGCCAGCACGUGGUUGGAUGA
Protopolystoma xenopodis is the source of this 562-nucleotide messenger RNA. The record is from the annotation of a GenBank genome assembly. NCBI's taxonomy places the organism in Eukaryota, Metazoa, Platyhelminthes, Monogenea, Polystomatidea, Polystomatidae.